AUUUGCUCAUUACAUAUAAAUAUGUGCUGAUCAUAAGUGAAAAAUAUGAAAAAGUAUCAAAUGCCAAUUUAAGUUCUGAUUGAACUUUCUAAUUUUGAAUGUAUAUAUAAAAUACAUCACUAUAUAAGACCAAUUUACACACCAAAUCAUCAAAUUCUUUAUAAUAUUCUUUUGCAUGGGUCAUAUCUAUAUCAAUCUUGUCUGGAUUGUUAAUUUUUAAAUGAAUUAAAUAAGCUUCAUUUUACAUUCUUCUUUAAUUAGACAAUUUUUAAACAAUUAUUUUUCACAUUUUCUCUUAGAACCAAUUAAUAUUUUCAUUAAUAAUUCCUUCGAAUUAUACAUAAAGACACAAAGAUAAAUAUCUGGUUGACAGAACGGACAAAAGAAAAUUUUGUAAAUUUUUGUAAACUAUUUUUCUAAAGAAUAUAUAAAUUAUAUCACCUGUCACAUUGUAAUCCUUUAAAAAAUAUAUAUAUAUAUAUCUACAAGGAGAUAAUGGGAACAUCGAAAAUUCAAAAAAAAAAAAAAAUUUCUUUUCUUUAUCUUCAUGAAACACGCAUCAUUAUCGUAUAUAUAUAUUGACCGAGCGUUACUCAAAAUUCCUGCAGUUUGCGUACAUACUUUGUCACUUGUAAAAUAUUUUUAAUAUCCUAGGGAAAAAUGACAAAGUGGUUGUUGUUGAUGGCAUGCCUUGGCAUAGCUUGUCAAAAUAUUAAAGGUGCCGUUGUUCGAGAAAAUUCCUCAAGAAAAAAAUUAACAAAUACGUUGAACGUGAUUCACGAAUGGAAGUAUGUCGAUUAUGAUUUCGGUAGCGACGAAAAAAGGCAAGCUGCGAUUCAAUCUGGCGAAUAUGAUCGUACGAAAAAUUAUCCUCUUGACGUCGAUCAAUGGCAUGAUAAGACUUUUGUCACUAUGUUAAGAUACGAUGGUGUGCCUUCCUCUUUGAACGUGGUAUCUGACAAAACUGGCAACGGUGGACCGCUUCUACAACCUUAUCCCGAUUGGUCAUUUGCUAAGUAUGAAGAUUGCUCUGGAAUCGUGAGCGCCAACAAAAUUGCUAUCGACGAAUAUGAGAGAUUGUGGGUUCUGGACUCGGGUCUUGUCAAUAAUAUUCAACCUAUGUGUUCUCCAAAAUUGCUUGCCUUUGAUUUGACUACUUCGAAAUUGCUCAAGCAAGUCGAGAUACCGCACGAUGUUGCCGUAAAUGCCACCACAGGAAAGGGCGGAUUAGCAUCUUUAGCUGUUCAAGCUAUGGAUUCUGUAAAUACUAUGGUGUACAUGGCAGAUAACAAAGAUGAUGCUUUAAUUGUCUACCAAAAUGCCGAUGAUUCUUUCCAUCGAUUGUCUUCCCACAUUUCCAAUCACAACUUUAGAUCUGACAAAAUGUCGCAAGAAAAUCUCACCUUGAAAGAAGUAGACAACAGAGUUUUUGGAAUGGCACUUAGUUCCGUGACGCAUAAUCUUUAUUAUAGUCCUCUCUCUUCUCAGAAUUUAUAUUACGUUAACACAACAUCGUUAAUGAACUCGCAAAAUCAAGGAAAUGACGUACAGUAUGAAAGUGUCCAAGACGUUUUCAGCAGUCAAUUAUCCGCUAAAGCAGUAUCGAAAAAUGGCGUACUCUUUUUCGGAUUCACGAAUAAUACUCUUGGUUGCUGGAAUGAGCAUCAGUCACUUGACAGACAAAAUAUCGAUAUUGUAGCUCGAAAUGAGACGCUUCAAAUGGUCGUUGGUAUGAAGAUUAAGCAAAACCUUCCACAAUCUGGCAAAGUUAAUAAUACACAAAGAAAUGAACAUUUGUUGGCUUUAACCAACAAAAAGCAGGACGUGCUAAACAACGAUCUUAAUCUCGAACAUGUGAACUUCCAAAUUUUGGAUGCUAAUGUAAACGACUUGAUACGGAAUAGUCGUUGCGCAAAUUCUGACAAUCAGGAUAAUAAUCAACAUAAUUAUAAUCAUAAUCAAGUUCGUCAUUCUUCAAAAUCUGACAAUCAGAAUAACAAUCAACAUAACAAUCAAGCUUAUCAUUCUUCAAAGUCUGACAAUUGGGAUAACAAUAACAAUCAAGCUCAUCAUUCCUCAAAAUUUAAUAAUCAGAAUAACAAUCAAUAUAACAAUUAGGUUCAUCAUUCUUCAUCAAAUCAUGUUAAAUCUGAUAAUUAAUCUUUUCUCGAUGUAAGUCAAAUAUUUUAAAAAAUUUCAUUACAUUAUAAAACGAAUAAAAUAAAUAUCGUUUUUCGCAUAA
Molecule: messenger RNA, 2242 nt
Organism: Apis cerana (Asiatic honeybee)
Lineage: Eukaryota; Metazoa; Arthropoda; Insecta; Hymenoptera; Apidae
Gene: Mrjp4
Product: major royal jelly protein 4
Cellular component (GO): extracellular region
Source: RefSeq, a predicted model, not a curated record